Teleopsis dalmanni is the source of this 1044-nucleotide messenger RNA. Its product is annotated as RNA-binding motif protein, X-linked 2. Gene Ontology annotation, cellular component: catalytic step 2 spliceosome; precatalytic spliceosome; U2 snRNP. Gene Ontology annotation, molecular function: RNA binding. The coding region runs from base 71 to 451 and encodes 126 amino acids. NCBI's taxonomy places the organism in Eukaryota, Metazoa, Arthropoda, Insecta, Diptera, Diopsidae. The record is from RefSeq and is a predicted model, not a curated record. The transcript has 3 exons. Gene Ontology annotation, biological process: mRNA splicing, via spliceosome.
CAUUUGGAUAUAUUGUUUACAAUUUAAUCUGACAUAAUUGUUCAAUAAACUGCAUUUAAAAUAAAUAAAAAUGAAUCCCUUAACAAACAUGAAAAAUGUGCUAAAAUUGAGCGAAAAUGAACUUAAACAUAAUCUCAAAAGCUCUUGGCAUGACUUAUAUGCGGAUUCGGCUUGGAUAUUCGUUGGUGGGUUUUCUUAUUCAUUGUCUGAAGGUGAUCUCAUAUGUGUGUUUUCUCAGUACGGGGAAAUUGUAAACAUAAAGCUCAUUCGUGAUAAAGUGACUGGAAAACAUAAAGGUUUUUGUUUUUUAUGUUAUGAGGACCAACGUUCUACUGUGCUAGCUGUGGAUAAUUUAAAUGGUAUAAAGAUUUUGGGGCGUACAAUCAGAGUUGACCAUGCAUCAUCUAACGGUGAAUAUUCAAAUGGACAUGCAUUAAUUUCGGAUGACUAAUAUUUAUGUAUAAAAUAAUGUACAUAGAACAAAUGAUUUUAAAUAUUUAAAAAGAGAAUAUACACAUCUAUUGUUAAAUUUUUUUGUAUAUAUAACUGAAGUUAUGAGUAUCUUAAUUUAGUAAACACUAAUAGAUUUUUAAAUAUUUAAGGGUUUAUAUUCUUUUACUCUAUGAAUUAAUUUAGUUGUACAUAUAAAAAGGGAAACUUUUUUACUUUUAUUACGUUUAAUUAUUUUCAUUGUAAUUCUUUAAUUAUUUUUUCUAAAUCCCCACGAGAAAUGGUUGACGCUCUAUAAUAUGUAAAAUAAAUAGUAUAUAAUUUAAAUAUUUAAAUAAAUUAUUUAUAAAUAGUAUCUAAAAUAAAGAUUCACCUAAAAAAUGUUGCUUCAAGUCUGAUACUAUCUUAAAAAAAUUUACAAGGCUGAAGCGAAUAACGACACUAUAUUACUAUUUUAAUAAUGAAAUUCUAAUUUUAAAAAAAGAGUACUAUAUUAAAAAUAUAUUUAUGUAUAUAUAUUAUUUUUAAAUAAUUCUGAUUGCAACAUUUUUUAAAACAAUUUUUAAAAUGUUACAUUAUAGUAACAUUUAUAGU